Danaus chrysippus (African queen) is the source of this 1716-nucleotide messenger RNA. The record is from the annotation of a GenBank genome assembly. Lineage: Eukaryota; Metazoa; Arthropoda; Insecta; Lepidoptera; Nymphalidae.
AUGAGUAUUGAAGUGAAAUCGGAAGGUGCAUUUAUUGCCAAAAGGCAUUUUCAAAGUCAUAAAAAUGGCGGCGGCGGCACUUACGGCGGCAAUAGAAUGAACGGAAACAGAACGAAUCCGUCAACUGUCAAUGUCAGUGAUGGCGGCAAUAGUAGUGCAUCGGCGAGAAAUAAAAUAAUUCGUUGUUACAAGUGCAAGCAGAUUGGACAUUUUAAAAAUCGAUGUCCUCACACAGAAAAAGUAAAAACGAAUGCAUUUAGUGUAUUUCUCACAAAAGGAUUUAGUCAAACCGACUGGCACUUGGAUUCCGGCGCAAGUACUCAUUUGGUUUCCAACAAGAAUUUGCUGUCAAAUAUUUGUUUUCAACCGAAGAUUAAGGAGAUUAUCGUGGCGAAUAAAACGAUAGUGCCUGUUGAAUGUUCAGGGGAUUUGGAGAUUACGACGUGUGUCGAAGCACGAGAUGUUAUUACAGCCAGAGAUGUCGUGGUCAUGGAGAACACAGAUGACAGCUCCGCGACAACCAUCACUAUUGAUGAGAGCAGACCACCCAAAGAAGCAGAAGAGGAACACGACUCUGUUAGUGAGGAACAGGAUACCAGUGACAACCCGAUGGAUGAGACAUUCAUACCGAAUGAAUCUUCUAAUGACACUGAUGAUAGUUACUGUGAUACUUUAUCACCAGAUGACCUGGAUGUCCUCCCCACGCAAUGUGACACUAAUUUGCCUGAAAAAGCAAGCAUGUGUGUGGAAAUAGCGGGUGAAGAGCUCACUAUUAAAAGUGAAUAUCGUAAAAUGCCAAGACUGUUUAUGAUGGAUGACUAUAAAGAAUGCAUGUUGGAGACUGGAGGAACCUACUGUGUGGCGACCUUCGACCUUCAUUCUAGAGGUCAUUCUGAUCUCAUGCGGUUUAUAAGGUCUUACGACGACCCAUUAAAACAAUUUCUAUUCAAUGGAACGUUGGUCACUCAUACAUUCUUUGUAAUGUCUGGUUUCCUGCUGACAUACAAUCUACAGAUUCACUCAGAGAAAACUCAGAUAACAUGGAGUCAUAUACCAAAAGGCAUUUUAUUGAGGUGGAUCAGGCUAACCCCACCGUACGCGCUGGUAAUAGCGACAAUAGCCACAUGGAUGCGUCACAUAGGAAGUGGACCUCUGUGGAAGCUAGUGGUCACAAGCGAGUCCAAUUAUUGUCGUAAUUAUUGGUGGGCAAAUAUAUUUUACUUCAAUAACUACGUGUACCAGGACGAUCUAUGUUUCCCUCAAGGAUGGUAUUUAGCAGCAGACACCCAGCUUUUCUGCUUGGGCCUAUUUUUAUUUGUAAUGGUCCAAGGCCCGAAGGCUCGGAAGAUAAUGCUUUCAAUCCUAUUCCUCUUAUCACUAGUCAUCACGGCUUCUUUAACAUAUUUCCAAGAUUUGGAUCCUGUUGUCAUACAGUCCCCUGAGACGUACAGAAGUUACUAUGUGAAUGAUAAAACUUUCAAAUUGAAGUAUAUCCCUGGACAUACAAAUCUCUCUACAUAUUCUUUGGGUUUAGCUGGAGGUUUUCUUUCUUAUCAUUGGCAGAUGAAAGAAAUAGAUUUAUCCAAAGUUAAGAUGUUUACCGCCCCAUACUGGAAUGGAAAGGAUUUACGUGGGCUGGUCGCGUCUCCUAUAGCGCCUUCUUAUUGCAUACCAUAUUUCAGAGGGCCUAUGCUGGAGCACAAACAAAGGAACUAA